Messenger RNA from Maniola jurtina (meadow brown), 683 nucleotides. RefSeq lists its product as uncharacterized. The transcript has 2 exons. The coding region runs from base 113 to 607 and encodes 164 amino acids. Lineage: Eukaryota; Metazoa; Arthropoda; Insecta; Lepidoptera; Nymphalidae. The record is from RefSeq and is a predicted model, not a curated record.
GUUAAAGUAUAUAAGUUACGUAUUUAUUUUUUGUGCACAUCGUGCCUAAAGUUUUAUUAGGGACUGUGUUUUUUUUAAUUUUAAUAAUUAAUUUACUUAUUUUUCGGUAAAAAUGCAUAAAAUUGUGUUAUCGUGCUUUGCAGUACUAUGCUUGGUAAAAAGCAGUCAAGCAAUGAUUCCAGCGUAUUCAGUGUCAGCGCUGCGUUGUUCAUUUGACCAGAUGGCCGAAAUACUACCCGUCGUGAACCAACUGGGCUGUCUUCUUAUACCAUUCCUUAUAAACCUUAUUAACAACCUCAACAACCUAUCCAAUAUCGUGCAGAACCUUACACCAGCUUUAUUACCCUAUUUUGGCUGUACAUUACCUUUACUCUAUGCCACUUUGACCGAUUUGGCAUCCGUUCUGUUUCUGUAUAUAAGUAUAUUGAUUUCUUUGUUUAGAUCUAACGUUUUAGCAGCGCCAGGUCUUUUAAUAGGUCUAGUUAUACAAGUUUUGAACCUAGUUUUGGGUGUUUUAACCGGUUUGACUGACGGGUCUGGUUUGUUGACUGCGUUGAUUAAAUUAAUCAAAAAUGUAUUGAUUGAAUUAGAGAAAUUGUUGCUUUAAGUUGAUUUAUUGUGUUUUUAUUUUUGUAUAAUUGUUGUUUACUUGUAAAAUAAAUGGUUUUGUGCUCUAAUUUGUU